Molecule: messenger RNA, 762 nt
Organism: Neltuma alba
Lineage: Eukaryota; Viridiplantae; Streptophyta; Magnoliopsida; Fabales; Fabaceae
Exons: 2
Coding region: 118-591 (157 amino acids)
Source: RefSeq, a predicted model, not a curated record
GAGUGGAGACUGGUGACGAGACGCUAAUGUUUGAAAUCCGAAUCCAUAAAGAAGAACUGAAGAAGCAAUCUCAGAACUGACGUCUCGGAGAGCGCAAAAUGGAGGAUUGAUUCACAAAUGGAAGUCCAAGUUGAGGGGUCAGGGUCCUGCAAGAUGAGUGUUCUUCUUCUAUUUUGUCUGUUGCUAUUCUCAGAUUCGCAAAUAGCUGCAGCUAGAGGAGAGAGGCCUGGCUUCCUUUUUACCAGGACCAGAGGAAGAUGUACUCCACAGUUCUGGAGCGGACGGAGGGAGAAGUGGCCGAGGAUGGUUCCGGAGUCAUCGACGGUGUGGAAGGUGUUCGGUUCCAGGACUUAUGAACGGUACAGUUGGGAUCUGACAUUGGCGGAGGCGACUGCGAGGAACGACGAGGAGAACGCGUUCGGAAGGCUGGUGAAGGAGGCAACCGCGGCGCUGCUUAACUCGUACACUAGAGAGGGGUAUCCGUACAGACCUUGGCAGGUCAAGACCCUGCUCAUUCAAGCACUGGUGUCGGAGGCCGCAGCUUCGUCUCAAGCGAAGCGCUUCUCAUCGGCUAAUCUCGCUUGUGAUUGAUCCUAUCAAUCCCAUUACCUCACACUCUUCAAUCAAUUCUCUUAUUGGUGUGGUGUGAUCUUGAUGUUGAUCCAUUGUAUUCUACAGUACUUACUGGUAGUGACUUUCACUUUUGUACUCGUUUCAGUCAUCAGUCGAAUCUUGAAAUUGUUUCUUCUUUCUGCUUUUGUU